AUGUCUCUGCUGGGGCUGCAGCCGUAUGGUGUCAUGGGAACGGGCUGUGAUGGAAAUCAGGGGCUUAACUGGGACAGACAGAGCAGCGAUAUGACUCAGCAGCCCUGGAUCCAAACAGACGCCGCCACAAAGAGGGACGCUGCCGAUCCGGUUCAGGCCCGGUGCGCCAGUCUGCCUGAGAUGGAUCAGCAGGUUGGUGAAGUAGUGCAGACUGAUGAGGAAUCAGUCAGGACAUCUUCUGAGCUUCAGAUGGCAACACUUAAAGAAAGUCUGUUCAGUACUCUGGAGGAUUUGGUCGAUGGCGACUUUAAAAAGUUCAAGUGGUUCUUAAACAGUGAAAAACCACCCAUCCCAAAAGGUCGACUAGACAAAGCAGACCGGAUGGACACGGUGGAUCUGAUGGUCCAGACCUACUGCACAGAUACUCAAAGAGUCACUGUAAUGGUUCUGGGGAAGAUGAACAAGACUGAUCUGGUGAAGAAAUUUUCAAAAAACAGCCCAGUAUCUGAAGGUCACGUUGACCGGUGUCACCGACAACUGAAGGUAAACCUGAAGCAGAAGUUUCAGUGUGUGUUUGAGGGCAUCGCUAAAGCAGGAAACCCAACCUUCCUGAACCAGAUCUACACAGAGCUCUACAUCACAGAGGGAGGGGCUACAGAGGUCAACCAGGACCAUGAGGUCAGACAGAUUGAAACAGCAUCCAGGAACCCACACAGACCACCAACAACCAUCACAUGUGAAGACAUCUUUAAAAGACCACCUGACAGACAUGAACCAAUCAGAACAGUGCUGACAAAGGGCGUGGCCGGCAUCGGGAAAACAGUGUCCACACAGAAGUUCAGUCUGGACUGGGCUGAAGACAAAGCCAACCAGGACAUCCACUUCAUAUUUCCAUUCACCUUCAGAGAGCUGAAUGUGCUGAAACAGAAGAAGUUCAGCUUGGUGGAACUGGUUCAUCAAUUCUUUCAUGAAAUAAAGGAAGCAGGAAUCUGGAUCUUUGAAGACCUCCAGGUGGUGUUCAUCUUAGACGGUCUGGAUGAGUGUCGACCUCCUCUGGACUUCAACAACACUCAGAUCCUGACUGAUGUUACAGAGUCCACCUCAGUGGAUGUGCUGCUGAUGAACCUCAUCAGAGGGAACCUGCUUCCCUCUGCUCGCCUCUGGAUAACCACACGACCUGCAGCAGCCAGUCAGAUCCCUGCUCAGUGUGUGGACAUGGUGACAGAGGUCAGAGGGUUCACUGACCCACAGAAGGAGGAGUACUUCAGGAAGAGGUUCACAGAUGAAGAACAGACCAACACAAUCAUCUCCCACAUCAAGACGUCACGAAGCGUCCACAUCAUGUGUCAUAUCCCAGUCUUCUGCUGGAUCACUGCUACAGUUCUGGAGGACGUGUUGAAGACCACAGACAGAAGACAACUGCCCAAGACCCUGACUGAGAUGUACAUCCACUUCCUGGUGGUUCAGGCCAAACUGAAGAAUGUCAAGUAUGAUGGAAGAUCUGAGACAGAUCCACACUGGAGUCCAGAGACCAGGAAGAUGAUUGAGUCUCUGGGAAAACUGGCCUUUGAGCAGCUGAAGAAAGGAAACCUGAUCUUCUAUGAAUCCGACCUGACAGAGUGUGGCAUCGAUAUCAGCUCAGCCUCAGUGUACUCAGGAGUGUUCACACAGGUCUUUAUAGAGGAGAGUGGACUGUACCAGGACCAGAGGUUCUGCUUCAUCCAUCUGAGUGUCCAGGAGUUUCUGGCUGCUCUUCAUGUCCAUCAGACCUUCACCAACACUGGAGUCAAUCUACUGUCAGAACAACAAACCACAUCCCAGAGGUCUGGAUCUGCAGAGGCACAGUUCUACCAGACCGCUGUAGACCAGGCCUUACAGAGUCCAAAUGGACACCUGGACCUGUUCCUGCGCUUCCUCCUGGGUCUGUCACUGCCGACCAAUCACAGACUCCUACGAGGUCUGAUGAAACAGACAGGAAGUAGCUCGGAGACCAAGAAGACAGCUGAGUACAUCAAGGAGAAGAUCAAUGACAAUCUGUCUGCAGAAAGAAGCAUCAACCUGUUCCACUGUCUGAAUGAACUAGAGGAUCGAUCUCUGGUGGAUCAGAUCCAACGGUACCUGAGAUCAGGCCGUCUCUCCACAUCUGUUCUGUCUCCUGCUCAGUGGUCAGCUCUGGUCUUCAUCUUACUGUCAUCCGAUAAAGAGCUGGAUGUGUUUGACCUGAACCAAUUCUCUGCUUCAGAAGAUGCUCUUUUAAGGCUGAUGCCACUGGUAAAAGCCUCCAACAAAGCUCUGUUGAGUGUCUCUAACAUGUCAGACAGAAGCUGUGAAGGUCUGUCCUCAGUUCUCAGAUCCCAGUCCUCUAGUCUUAGACAUGUGGACCUCAACCACAAUGACCUGAAGGAUUCAGGACUGAAGAUCCUGUCAGAUGGACUAAAGAGUCCAGACUGUAAACUGGAGACCCUCAGUUUGAGUGGCUGUAACCUGUUAGAGAGAAGCUGUGAAGGUCUGUCCUCAGCUCUAAGAUCCCAGUUCUCUAGUCUCAAUCAUCUGGACCUCAGUAACAACGAUCUGAAGGAUUCAGGACUGAAGAUACUCUCAGAUGGACUAAGGAGUCCACACUGCAUAUUGGAGACUCUCAGAUUAUCAGGAUGUCUGAUCACAGAGGAGGGGUGUUCUUCUCUGGUCUCAGCCCUAAAAUCGAAUCCGUCCCAUCUCAGACUGCUAGACCUGAGCUACAACCAUCCAGGAGACUCAGGACAGGAGCUGUCUGCUCUAGUGGAGGACCCACACUGGACACUGGACACUGUCAGGUUGGAGCCUGGUGGAGUCCGAUGGUUGACACCAGGUCUGAGGAAGUAUUUCUGCGAGCUCACCCUGGAUCCGAACACAGCGAAUACAAAACUCAAACUGUCUAAAAACAACAAGAAGGUGGUACAUGUGGAUGAGGUUCAGUCAUAUCCUGACCAUCAGGACAGAUUUGAGGUCCAUCCUCAGCUGCUGUGUUCAACCGGUCUGACUGGUCGCUGUUACUGGGAGGUGGAGUGGAGUGGAGAGGUCUGCAUAUCAGUGACUUACAGAGGAAUCAGAAGGAAAAGAGGCAGUAGAGAACCUGUGUUUGGAUGGAACGAUCACUCCUGGAGUCUGAUGUACUCUAAUGAUUCUUACUCUGUUUGCUAUAAUAAUAAGUACACACACCUCCCUCGGUCCUCCUCCUCUUCUGGUAGAGUAUCAGUGUAUGUGGACUGUCCUGCUGGAUCUGUGUCCUUCUACAGAGUUUCCUCUGACAAACUGAUCCACCUCCACACCUUCAACACCACAUUCACUGAACCACUGUUUGUUGGGCUUGGACUCUACAGUUCAGGCUCCUCAUUGUGUUUGUGUGAUGUGUAG
Molecule: messenger RNA, 3393 nt
Organism: Sphaeramia orbicularis (orbiculate cardinalfish)
Lineage: Eukaryota; Metazoa; Chordata; Actinopteri; Kurtiformes; Apogonidae
Product: NACHT, LRR and PYD domains-containing protein 3-like
Exons: 9
Coding region: 1-3393 (1130 amino acids)
Molecular function (GO): protein binding
Source: RefSeq, a predicted model, not a curated record